GCACACUCACAAACCUGCUGCACUGAGCUCAGCUAAGGAGUCGACCAAGGGAUUUUUACUGAAGGUAGUUUGAUACAGACGCUGAUACAGACACCUUUGACAGUAUGUAUCGUGGUCUGGUGUUGUGGGGGAUAUUUCUCUGGGGCCAGGUGCUCAGGUCUGAGAGUCAGGAUUGUGUGAACAGGCAAGAACUGCAGAGCACUCUUCGUCAAGUCAACAAGCUGCUCUUAGCUCACGAGACUUCGUUCUUACAGAACGUACGCAGCCUCCGCAAGAAACUGAGCCUGCUACAGAGCAGCAUGGCCAAACCAAGCAACAACACCACUACAGGCAAGAAUAGAGCAUCCUGCCCGCCCCCAGAGCUGCUAGCUAAUGGCAAGAUGCUUGGGAGAGUGUUUCGAGUUGGCCAUGAGGUUCACUUCCUUUGCAAUGCUGGUUUUGAGCUGACAGGGGCAGAGACCAGAGUGUGUCAGGAUUCCCUCACCUGGAGUGGAGAGCAUGCAGCCUGCAAGGCUACAGAUGCUGGCAUAAACAAUGAUGGUACUUCCUCUAUGCCCACAUCUCCUUCAUCCUCACCCUUAAUAUCGACCUAUGUGCGACCCUCCCGCUGUAUUGAGUUCCAGGGUUCGAAACACUGCACCUGUGAGCAGGGUUACAGCAUUUACAGCCAGGACAGAGGGCUGUGCACAGACAUUGAUGAAUGUGCGCUCUCCCGUCUGACUCAGCCUGGUCGUCUUUGUCUGCACACCUGUGUGAACACGGCUGGAAGCUUCCGCUGUGAAUGUCCCAGAGGGUACGCUCUCAGCAGAGACAGCAGAAACUGCCAAGACAUUGACGAGUGUGAAGGGGGUUUUCACAACUGCACAGGUGAGCAGGUGUGUGUGAACACUUUUGGAGGUCACCGCUGUGUGGAGGUUGAGUGUCCUCGCUUCCGCAAUGCCUCCUAUGUCAAAACAUCUCCCCAGCGCUGUGAGCGUAAUCCAUGCCUCGAGGGGGACAAAGCCUGCCUCCAGGCUCCAGUCUCUGUGAACUUCCACUUCAUGUCAGUGGUGUCAAACAUGACUGCCCCCCGAGUUCUGUUCCGAGUGUCUGCGGCUCGUGUGCUGGGGGACACACUGCGCUUCGGCCUGCUGGGAAACCGGGGAACAGCGCACUUUGCUGUUCAGCGCUCAGGCAAGCAGACCGGCCAGCUACUGCUGGUGGACCCUGUUCAAGGCCCUGCCACGCUGGAAGCUGAGGUAGAGAUGAGUGAACUGCAGAAGAGGACACUGCUCGGACGAUACGUCACCAAGGUCACACUGUUCGUCUCACCGUAUACCUUCUGAACGGAAAGUGAGGAGGAGCUGGACUGGACAAUUAAAGUGCUCAGUGCAAAAGUAAUUACACCCUGAGACUUACACAAGGAAGUGGUGUUUAAUACCUGUUUUUUUUACCCGCCUGACAGGUAACAGUCAGACAAGAGCUUCACCUGAGAAAAAUCUAAUUCAUUCGUUUUAGAAGACCAUCAAAGCAUUUUAUUUCCAAAUAUUUCAUAUUUCUUUAAUUGCAAUAUUUCAUGUAUUUUUCAGUAUCUUUGUAUCUAUCACAAUAUCUUUGUGUAUUUCCACGUUUACUUUAGCCAUAAUUUCACGGUCUUAUGCAAUGGUUUAUGCUCCUCUGAUGAAUUCACAAGAUCCUUAUUUUUCUUUCAAAUGAUCUACAUUUUAGGUCAGUUUAUAUUUAUCUUUUUUAAUGUUUCAAAUAAACAGUAAUUGUUUAUUCAAA
Astyanax mexicanus (Mexican tetra) is the source of this 1764-nucleotide messenger RNA. Its product is annotated as fibulin-7-like. Lineage: Eukaryota; Metazoa; Chordata; Actinopteri; Characiformes; Acestrorhamphidae. The coding region runs from base 105 to 1325 and encodes 406 amino acids. The transcript has 7 exons. The record is from RefSeq and is a predicted model, not a curated record. Gene Ontology annotation, molecular function: calcium ion binding.